AUGGACAGCUACACCGCUAACCGAAAGACAGAACUUGACAGGCACUUUCCGGUUACCGGAUUCGGUGACGCUUUCGCCAAGUACCUCGUGAAGUCGCUCCGCUUCCCCACCGACCUGUUCUUCCAGAAACGGUACGGUUGCCGCGCGAUGAUGCUGGAGACCGUGGCGGCGGUGCCGGGGAUGGUGGCGGGCGUGCUGCUGCACAUGCGCUGCCUGCGCCUCGUGGAGAACAGCGGCGGGUGGAUCCGCGCGCUGCUGGAGGAGGCGGAGAACGAGCGCAUGCACCUCAUGACCUUCAUGCAGGUUUCGAAGCCCACGUGGUUUGAGCGCGGCUUGAUAUUCACCGUUCAGAGCGGGUUCGCUGCAGUGUACGGGCUCGUGUAUCUCCUCUCCCCGCGCAUCGCGCACCGCAUCGUGGGGUACCUGGAAGAGGAGGCAGUGCACUCGUACACGCAGUACCUCAAGGAGAUCGAUGAGGGGCGCAUCGCCAAUGUGCCGGCGCCGCAGAUUGCCAUCGACUACUGGCAGCUGCCUAAAGAUGCGACGCUGUAUGACGUGGUGCUGUCGGUGCGGGCGGAUGAGGCACACCACCGAGACGUGAACCAUUAUGCUGCGACCAUCAUCAAGGCAGGCAAGCAUCUCAAGGAGCACCCAGCCCCGCGGUUUUUCCGCGACCUCUUCGCGACGGGCGUGGGCGCAGGGCUCGCUGUGCGACACACGAGCGACAUGGGGCGAGGGGUGUUUGCUGACGUGGAUUUCAAGGAGGGUGACGUGGUGCUGCAGGAGCCUCCGUUGGUCAGCAUGCAACACUCUCACAAUAGGGCCCGAGCCCUGGUCUGCUCCCACUGCUUGCGUUUCAUUGGUCCGCUGGAGCAAGCUGUUGCCCGGCUGCUGACGUGGCAGAAGGGAAUGAGAGAGGAGGAAGAGGUAGAAAAAGGCGAGGAGGAUCAAGAGGACACUAAGGAGGACAAGGAGGAAAAGGAAGGCGAAGAAGGAAGUAAAGAGGAAUCACCAGGAGCAGCAGCAGCAGCAGCAGCAGCAGCAGCAGCAGCAGCAGGAGCAGCAGUGGAGGGGUUCAUAGAGCAGUUGUCAAGCGGGCAGCUGAAGCUGCCUCAUGCGGAGUGUGUGGGUGCGUUGCCUUCUGCUGUGCCGUGCCCUGGCGGCUGCACUCAAGAGACCUUCUGCAGCGCCACCUGUGCCACGUCAGCAUGGGCGGAUGGGCAUGCCAUGCUGUGCGUGGGCCAUGCCUCACAUGCCAAGGACACUGAGGCCCUGAAGGCCUUCUAUUCCCAUGCUGAUGAAUCAAAUGACAUCUUCCGAUUGGCCGCCAAGGUGGUUGCAUCAGCCCUGUCCCCCGCUGACUCCUCACUCGGAAGGAAAGGAGGAGGAGAUGUUGUGGAGGGGGAGGGGGAGGGGGAGGAGAGGUGGAGGGUGGUGCUGGAGGCAUGGACUCCGUUUGCUGUGGGUCACAAGGCCGUAUGGUGGGAGGCAGUGGCUUGCCCGCCUGACGUGGAAGCAGGAAGCGACGAGGAAGCUUCCUUCCGAGCCUGCAUGAAAUCGAUCGCCGAGGAGUCUCUCAAACUGCUCACUCAAGCCAUAGGCCCACAACCGCCUGUGCUGCAGCCAUCAGGCACGGCCUUUUACUCUCUUCAGAGCAGCAUCAACCACUCAUGCUGCCCGAAUGCACACGCCUUCAAGCGAGACGAGGACUUGGAUGGUCGAGCAGUGCUGCUGGCAAGCCGAGACAUCAAGAAAGGAGAGCAGGUGUUCAUAUCAUAUGUUGAGGAGUCUCUCCCACUAGAGGAACGAAAGGAAGCACUAGCAGAUUACGGCUUUCUGUGCCGAUGUGGCCUGUGUGUGGCACAGGGGGGGCAGGAGUAG
Closterium sp. Naga37s-1 is the source of this 1881-nucleotide messenger RNA. The record is from the annotation of a GenBank genome assembly. Lineage: Eukaryota; Viridiplantae; Streptophyta; Zygnematophyceae; Desmidiales; Closteriaceae.